GUUGAUUUUGUGUGGUGGUUUGAGAACAUGAACAUUGGGUUUUUGGAGUACUUGUGGUUUUUUUCUCAUGGAUCAAAGGUUACCCUUGCUAGUAAUCAUCUUGUUGUUUUGGAGGAAUGCUGAUGGAUUUAAAGGUGGAGCUUAUUCCAGUGCCCAUCAUGGGUGGGGUCAGCCUUCUGAUGCUUUCUCACCUCGUGCAGUCCAGUCUUCUAUGUCAGAGAUCAAUUUGACUGGGAUUUUGCCUGUUGAAGAAGUGGGCUCCAGUUUGUUCCCUAACAACCCCCUGAAAAGCAAGUCUAAGUUGAAUCUACUUCAGUUUGUCAAAGGUGGUUCCAGCAGCUAUCAGUCAACAUCCCAUGCCCAAACUGCUCCAAGCAGCUCUGUCUCAGCUUCCUUGACUCUGUCCCUGAAUCAACAGCCUUCAAGCAGUUUGGCAUCCUCUGGAUCAACCAUUCCAGGUGUUGCUGGUGGAUUAAGUUUGGAGACCCAAUAUGCUGCAAGUGGUUUAGGACAAGUUGUUUCUACCUUAGGAGAGCGUAUUAGCUAUCCUGCUAAGCUUGGUGUUUCUGGCCAAUCCACCAGUGAUACUUUGCAUGUGUCCAGCUCCCAGGAAACUGCUGUUCAACUGGCAGAAACCUCUUUGCCUGUGUUCUCUAAAAAAAAGUGUCUUACAGCAGUUCAUCUGCUCCAGGUGCCACUUCCACUUCUCGGAGUAGCCCUGCACUACUUUCAGAAAGCUUGGUUCAACCUGUAUCUUCUCAGGGUGAAGUUGGUUACAGUGGUUUGUCUCAAGGUGCCUCUAAUCCGUAUACCCCAGACCCAAUACCAUGCUUGGUUCUCCCAUUUCUAGCCAGUCCAGUGGUGACCAGAGCUCCCCCAGUCUGUUUGGCUCAAGCUCUCGGGGUAGUUCUGAUGCCUUUUUAGCUUCUGGUUUUUCUCUUCUAGAGGAAGUGGCAGGGCUUCGUCCUCUUGACCUGUCUUCCAAAUAUCCAGGGACGUCCAGUCAGUUUCAGCCCUUGGUGGUACCUAGCCAGUCUACUAAUGGUCAAAGCUCCCCUAGUCUACAUAUGGUUAGCCCUCAGAGCAGUUCAAAGUCAACAUUUGCUGCUACACCUCUAUUCACUCGAGGCAGAGUCCAUUACAAUAGCUUAUCUAGCAAGGCUCAAGGCUCUACCACUUAUCAGGGCAGCUCUGGAGCUGAAUUGUCUGCAAGUUCUGUCCAAUCUAUCCCCACACGAGUAGGGAGUUACAGUGGUGUCCCAGUCUCUCAGUGCCCCUAGUCUGUAUACUCCAGGAUCCCUGGUGGCUAACAAGCAAGCUUCUUUA
Molecule: messenger RNA, 1326 nt
Organism: Sinocyclocheilus rhinocerous
Lineage: Eukaryota; Metazoa; Chordata; Actinopteri; Cypriniformes; Cyprinidae
Exons: 3
Coding region: 68-850 (260 amino acids)
Source: RefSeq, a predicted model, not a curated record